AUGAAGGGCGUUCUCUGCUGGGCCGUUGCCGGCUUGCAGCCUCUCCUCUCCGCGGCCUUGACCAUUGCCGAGAUCAACGGCAACAGGUACAUCUCGUCCUACAACGGCAAGACCGUCAGCGAUGUCACCGGUCUCGUUACUGCCAAGUCCUCUGCCGGUAUCUACAUCCGCUCGACCACCCCAGACGAUGAUGAGGCCACUUCCGAAUCCAUCUACGUCUUCAGCAGCACCAUUGGUAGGACCGUCGACGUCGGCGACAUCAUCAACCUGGGCAGCGCCAAAGUGUCUGAGUACAGGUCUUCCAACACCUACAUGUACCUGACCGAGCUCACCAACCCAUCGGACAUCACUAUUGUGUCCAGCAACAACGCUGUCACUCCUCUCGUCAUCGGCAAGGACACUCUCUCUCCUCCCACCGAGCAGUUCACCAGCCUCGACGAAGGCGACAUCUACGGCGUCCCGAACGCUCAACAUAACAUUUCUGCCGUCAACCCUGUUCUGAAGCCCGCCGAGUAUGGCCUCGACUUUUGGGAGUCCCUCACUGGCGAGUUGGUCACCGUCAAGGCCCCCACUGCCCUCAAGAUCCCCAGCAGCUACCGGGAUACCUGGGUCAUCGGUGACUGGAAGGUCACUGGCAAGAACGACGCCGGUUCUCUCACCAUGAGCGCCAAGGACUCCAACCCCGAAACCAUCCUCAUCGGCGCCCCCCUCGACUCCACCAAAAACCCCACCACCACCAAGCUCGGCGACGCCCUCGAAGACAUCACCGGCGUAGUCACCAACACCUACGGCUUCUACACCAUCCUACCCCUCACCGCCAUCAAGAUCAAGACCCCCUCCGCGCUCACCCCGCCCCCUACCAGCUUGGUCUCCUCCGGAUCCUGCAACGGUCUGACAGUCGGCACCUACAACGUCGAGAACCUCGCGCCCACAUCCGCCCACAUGCCCAAGGUCGCCUCGCAAAUCGUCACCUACCUCAAGUCCCCCGACCUGCUGUUCAUCCAGGAAGUCCAAGACAACACGGGCGCUACUGACGAUGGCGUGGUGUCCGCCAACAAGACCUUGGCCACUUUGAUCUCGGCUAUCAAGAGUGCUGGCGGCCCGACUUAUGACUAUGUCACCAUCGAGCCAGUGAAUGACGAAGACGGUGGACAACCGGGUGGAAACAUCCGCACUGCCUAUCUUUACAACCCAUCCAUCCUCAGUCUCAAGAACCCGAACCCGGGCUCCAGCACGGAUGCCAACGAGGUCAUCGUUGAUGCCGAAACAGGCCAGCCGAGCCUCAAGUUCAACCCUGGCCGCGUGGACCCCCUUAACGCAGCAUGGAAAGCUACGCGCAAGCCCUUGGUUGCCGAAUGGAUUGCCAAAGACGGAAAGAAGCCGUUCUUCACGGUGAAUGUGCACAUGACCUCCAAGGGCGGGGGUAGCAGUGUGCAUGGCGAUGUGAGACCGCCGAUUAAUGGCGGGGUUGAGAAACGCACGCAACAGGCGGAGAUUACGGCCAAGUUCAUCUCGCAGAUUUUGCAAGCCGACCCGGCGGCUCGUGUGAUUGCUGCUGGUGACUUCAACGAGUUCGCCUUUGUCAAGCCGUUGACUACUUUUGCUGAGGUGUCGGGGCUGAAGGAACUUGAUGAGGCUUUGAACACUCCUGUUGAGAACCGUUAUACCUACUCCUACGACAUGAACGCCCAGGCCCUCGACCACAUGUACAUCUCCCCUGUUCUCGCUUCCUCCAAGAGCAAGUUCCAGCACAUCCACGUUAGCUCGUGGGUGACUGAUUCUGCUGUGGUUUCGGAUCACGAUCCUAGCGUUGCGCUGUUCGAUGUGUGCGGAUGCGCGGAUUCGAAUAAGAGGGUUCAUAAGCUUUAA
Neurospora tetrasperma FGSC 2508 is the source of this 1869-nucleotide messenger RNA. RefSeq lists its product as uncharacterized. The coding region runs from base 1 to 1869 and encodes 622 amino acids. Gene Ontology annotation, molecular function: catalytic activity. The transcript is spliced from 3 exons. Lineage: Eukaryota; Fungi; Ascomycota; Sordariomycetes; Sordariales; Sordariaceae. The record is from RefSeq and is a predicted model, not a curated record.